Messenger RNA from Rhopalosiphum padi (bird cherry-oat aphid), 966 nucleotides. Its product is annotated as ATP-dependent DNA helicase PIF1-like. The coding region runs from base 1 to 966 and encodes 321 amino acids. The transcript has a single exon. Gene Ontology annotation, molecular function: DNA helicase activity. The record is from RefSeq and is a predicted model, not a curated record. Gene Ontology annotation, biological process: telomere maintenance; DNA repair. Lineage: Eukaryota; Metazoa; Arthropoda; Insecta; Hemiptera; Aphididae.
AUGAUUUUUUUAGCAGGAGAUUUUCGUCAAACAUUGCCGGUGAUUCCACGAUCAACGCCAGCUGAUGAACUAAAUGCAUGUCUAAAGUCCUCCAGUUUGUGGAAACAUGUCAAAGUACUUCAUUUAGGCAAGAAUAUGCGUGUCGAGUUGCAAAAUGACCAAUCUGGAAACAUAUUCUCUAAACAACUCAUUGACAUUGGUAAUGGCACAUUUCCUAUAGACAUGUCGACUGGCUGCAUUAACUUUCCUCAAAGUUUUUGUCAGUUAACUCGAUCAAAAGAUGAACUUAUUCAGAAGGUGUUUCCAGAUGUUUCUCAAAAUUACAGAAACCAUGAUUGGUUGAGCGAACGAGCUAUACUGGCUGCAAAAAACAUAGAUGUAAAUGAAUUAAAUUUCAAAAUUCAAGAACAAAUUACAGGCGAAUUGAGGAUAUAUAAAUCAGUUGAUUCGGCUACUAAUCAAGAUGAUGUAGUCAACUAUCCACCGGAAUUUUUAAACUCGCUGGAUUUGCCAGGAUUGCCCCCUCACAAUCUUCAAUUAAAGGUUGGAUCGGUGGUUAUAAUGUUGCGAAAUAUCAACCAACCGCGUCUUUGCAACGGUACACGGUUAGCGAUAAAAAAAUUACUAAACAAUGUGAUAGAAGCAACUAUACUCAAAGGAAAGUAUAAAGGAGAAGAUGUUCUCAUACCGCGCAUCCCAAUGAUUCCGACUGAUGUGCCAUUUGAGUUUAAACGACUACAGUUUCCGGUGCGUCUUGCUUUUGCUAUGACUAUAAACAAGUCCCAGGGGCAAUCAUUAAGUGUUUGUGGUAUUAAUCUAGAAAACCCAUGUUUCUCACAUGGUCAAUUGUAUGUUGCCUGUUCCCGUGUUGGAAAACCAUCAGAUUUGUUUAUCUAUGCGCCUACGAAAAUGCCAAAAAACCAACUACUACACGGGCAACGCCGUGCCGGGACAGCUAGUAUUUAA